Messenger RNA from Uloborus diversus, 1991 nucleotides. RefSeq names its product tRNA (uracil-5-)-methyltransferase homolog A-like. Gene Ontology annotation, molecular function: RNA binding; RNA methyltransferase activity. Bases 155 to 1951 code for a protein of 598 amino acids. The record is from RefSeq and is a predicted model, not a curated record. Gene Ontology annotation, biological process: RNA processing. The transcript has 14 exons. Lineage: Eukaryota; Metazoa; Arthropoda; Arachnida; Araneae; Uloboridae.
CAUGCUUUUAUGCUUUUUCUGUUUUGAUUGAAAAUUUUUUUAAAGCGACUUUAAAGUUACAACUAAUUUUAGUUAUUAAUGAAUGGAGUUGUUUUUAUUUUUGUGGGCCUAAAAAUCAGGUAGAUUGCUAAGUUUCAUUCUGUUUUGCUCAGACAUGACUGAUACAACUUUAGUUGGUUCCAAAUUUGACAUUCCGGACGUUCCAGAAUCUUCUCGCCUUGUGGAAAAAGAGGACAAUGAGUGUGAGGUAGCUGAAUCUGAAACACUCAAAUUGGAGACUGCAAUAGAUACAUGUGAAAACAAGGAACAUGAUCCUUACUCCUACACCAGAUUAGGCGAUUUCACGUCAGAAAUUUUUAAAAUUGAGCUUGGCAAUUUGCCAAAUUAUGUUGGAUAUGGUCAACUUAGAAAAUUGCUGAAUAUCACUUUAAGUUUGAGUCCAAGAAAAAUAAAAGCAAUAGGAUCACCACCAAAAUUUGUUUUUAUUACUUUUAAAGAUACUGGUGACAGAGAUUAUGCUUUAAAAGUUCUGAAUGGUUAUGUUUGGAAAGGUAAAACACUGUCAGCUAAAAAAGCCAACCCUGCUGCUGAUCCAAUGGUUAAAAAGAGGAAAGCUGGAGAUUCAGAAGACUGUCUAAAUUCGAAAAAAGCAAAACAGGAUGACACCCCUGUGGAACUAAGGCUGAAAAAUGCUGUUACUCCAUAUUGGAAUAUACCCUAUGAUGAACAGUUAAAGAAGAAAGAGACAGAUGUUCGUCAGUUUUUAAUAAAGCUUGGAAGUCAAAUAUGCCAGUUCAAUAAAUUGUUAAAGCCUCAUAUUCAGAAAAAUAGGACUGAUAACAACAAUCUAUGUUGUCCUCUACUCCCCAUAAAGCCUUCACCUACCACAAAAGCAUAUCGAAAUAAAUGUGAAUUUACUGUUGGGAAGCAUCUUCAUACAAAAGAAAAAACUGUUGGCUUUCGUUUAAAUGCUUACAAGGAAGGUUCCAUGAGCGUUGCGGAACCAGAUGACUGUAUCAACAUAUCGAAAGAAAUGCUACGAGCAGUAAAGAGUUUCCAAGAGUAUAUCCGGUCAUCUCCAAGAGAUGUGUUCAAUCCAGAAAAUCAUGAAGGAUUUUGGAGACAACUGACAGUUAGAACAUCAAAUAAUGAAGAUGUACUACUAAUUGUAGUUAUGCACCCUCAAGAUUUAUCACAAAAUGAGUUGGAGGAAGAAAAGAAAAAGUUAAAGGAAUACUUUGAAGUUGGACUUGGAAGAAUGUGUGGUGUAACAUCUGUCUAUUUCCAGUUAUUUACCAAAAGAAGUUCUAAUGAUGAAGUUCCAAAAUUGACACAUUUAAUGGGUUCUAAGUUUCUUGAAGAAACUUUAUUAGGGAUGAAAUUUCAAGUGAGUCCUGAAGCGUUUUUCCAAGUCAACGUUCCUGCAACAGAAAUUUUAUACUCAAUGGUUACAGAUUUUGUAAAGCCUAAUUCCUCUGUGUCUGUUUUAGAUAUUUGUUGUGGCACUGGCACAAUAAGCCUUUGUUUGGCAAAGGCUGGUGCUAAAGUGAUAGGCAUUGAAAUGUGUCCUGAAGCUGUGGAAAAUGCUAGAUUAAAUGCAGAAAAGAAUAAUCUAUCUAAUGUUCAAUUCAUGUGUGGAAAAGCUGAAGAUGUAAUUUUAAAUGCAAUCAAGGAUUGUGAUUCUGAUGAAAUUAUUGCUGUUGUAGAUCCCCCUAGAGCUGGUUUGCAUGAAAAAGUUCUAAAAGCCAUUCGAGGGACCGAUAAAAUACAAAAACUGAUUUAUAUUUCAUGCAAUGCCAAUGCAGCGUUUAAGAAUUUUAUUGACCUUUGCAGACCUACUUCUAACAAUUACAGAGGUAAUCCAUUUUAUCCAGUUCAAGCUGCUGUUGUAGAUAUGUUUCCUCACACUCCACAUAAAGAGAUAGUUUUGAUUUUUGAAAGGUAUAAUUGAAAGCAAGUAUGUUUUUGUUGUAAUAAAAAGUUUGCAUGAC